Messenger RNA from Cinclus cinclus, 2076 nucleotides. It is a transcript of the gene CAPN14, whose product is annotated as calpain 14. Lineage: Eukaryota; Metazoa; Chordata; Aves; Passeriformes; Cinclidae. Gene Ontology annotation, cellular component: cytoplasm. Gene Ontology annotation, molecular function: calcium ion binding; calcium-dependent cysteine-type endopeptidase activity. Bases 1 to 2076 code for a protein of 691 amino acids. The transcript has 20 exons. The record is from RefSeq and is a predicted model, not a curated record. Gene Ontology annotation, biological process: proteolysis.
AUGCCUUUUCUGCUGUGCUUGAAAAAAAAAAAGUCACCUGUGCCUUUAGGCAGGAGUAUCUUUCAAAAACACACCCCUCCCAUCCAGCAGAACUACCAGGCUUUGCUGGAGUCGUGCUUGAAGAACAAACGCUUGUUCACAGAUGACACCUUCCCUGCUCACAUCAGCUCUAUUGGAACAGGAGCACUGCUAAAGAAACUUCCCCGAAAUUUACAGUGGAAGAGGCCACAUGCUUUGCACAAAAGUCCCAUAUUUUAUGCUGCAAACAGAAAGCAGCUUGAUCUCUGCCAAGGAUUGGUGGAGAACUGCUGGUUCCUGGCGGCCCUGGAAGCCCUGACAUUCCACCAGGACAUCUUGGCUGCAGUUGUACCACAAAACCAGAGCUUUGAGAGGAAAUAUGCGGGCAUUUUCCACUUCCGGUUCUGGCACUUUGGGGAAUGGAUUGACGUGGUGGUUGAUGAUCGCCUGCCGGUGAAUGAGGUCGGGGAGCUGCUCUUUGUUUCCUCCGUCUAUAAGAACGUGUUUUGGGGAGCCCUUCUGGAGAAGGCAUAUGCUAAACUGUAUGGCUCCUAUGAAGACCUGCAGAUUGGGCAAGUUUCAGAAGCCUUAGUGGAUUUUACAGGGGGUGUCAAUACAAGGAUCAAGCUUGCAGAAGCUCCUCCUGAUCUCUGGGGCAUCCUGACAAGAGCCACCUACAGCAGAUCUCUCAUGGGCUGUCAGACACACUUAGGGACAACAAAGGUCCUGAAGAAUGGGCUUGUUGCUGCCCAUGCCUACACAGUAACUGGUAUUAGAAAGGUCACCUGUCAAUAUGGACCAGAAAACCUAGUGAGACUGAGAAAUCCAUGGGGAAAAAUUGAGUGGAAAGGAGACUGGAGUGACAGCUCUUACAAGUGGGAGCUGCUGAGCCCAAAGGAGAAGAUUUUACUGAGGAAAAAGAAGGAGGAUGGAGAAUUCUGGAUGUCUCUGCAAGAUUUUAAGAUUCAUUUUGUCGAUCUGGUCAUCUGUAAACUAACUCCUGACCUGAUGAGCCAGGAAGAUGGGAAAAAGUGGAUGUACUCCUGGAAGACUGGGAGAUGGGUUAAAGGAAGUACAGCAGGAGGAAGUCUGGGAUUCUGUAAUGGCAAUUUUUGGAUGAACCCUCAGUACUGGCUGAAUGUGUUGCCAGUUGAAGACAGUAAGAAAAGCCCAAGUGCAUGCAAUGUGGUUAUAUCCCUCAUGCAGAAACACAGCACCAAACACCGGAACCGAGCCCCUCAUCUUUUCAUUGGAUUUUUACUCUAUAAGGUGCAAAGGAUUUACCAGGAGAGCAACAGAAAGCUGCCCCCAGGUUUCUUCACUCGACAUCAGCCUGUGAACAAGCACCAGGUUUUCCUUGAUGAGCGGGAAGUGACUUGUGAUUUCCAUCUGGAGCCUUGUGUCUACGUGAUUGUCCCAUGCACCCUGGAGCCUCAGCAAGAGUCUGAGUUCGUCCUGCGGGUCUUCUCCAGGAAGCACAUUCUUCGGGAAAUGGGUGGGAACACGAGCUUCACCCUCUCUAAGGAAAUUGUUGAUAGAUAUGAAGGCAAGAUUUGGGAGGAUUUCUUCACAAAGCAUUUUGAACAGAAUCCUGAAAUAAAUGCUGUUCAGCUCCAGAGGAUCUUGAAUAAUAUAUCUUGGAGAAAUUUCCAGAGUUUUCGCCUGAAUUUCAGUCUGGAUUCCUGCCAGGGUAUCUUGGCGCUCCUGGAUCUGAAUGCCACUGGCACACUGAGUAUCCAGGAAUUCAGAGUCCUGUGGAAAAGGCUGCUUUUCUAUUUGGAAGUUUUCCAGAAGAGAGACACCAAAAGAUUAGGAAAGCUUGACCUUGUGGAACUGCAUGCAGCUGUACAGGAGACAGGCAUUUCACUCAGCAAUGAAGUCUGUAAUUUGAUGGCUAUCAGAUAUGGUGAUGCUGGCUUACAGAUCAGUUUUGAGAGCUUUGUUUGCUUCAUGCUUCGAGUGGAGAUCAUGGGAGAGGCCUUUCGUAACCUAACACAAGAUGGCCAAGGGAUAUAUCUCCGGGAAUCUGAGUGGAUGAUGAUGACACUUUAUUCAUGA